This is a messenger RNA of Cotesia glomerata, 1799 nucleotides long. RefSeq names its product sodium/potassium/calcium exchanger 3-like. The transcript has 8 exons. NCBI's taxonomy places the organism in Eukaryota, Metazoa, Arthropoda, Insecta, Hymenoptera, Braconidae. Bases 147 to 1649 code for a protein of 500 amino acids. Gene Ontology annotation, biological process: calcium ion transmembrane transport; intracellular calcium ion homeostasis. Gene Ontology annotation, cellular component: membrane. The record is from RefSeq and is a predicted model, not a curated record. Gene Ontology annotation, molecular function: calcium, potassium:sodium antiporter activity; calcium channel activity.
AACGUCCCUUCUUCCAUCAGUAGCUGCUAGAACUUCAAGGUGUUGACAGUCAAAAAAAUAAAAAUAAAAUUUUUAAUUAGUAAAUUGUUUUGUUUUUUUUUAAUUAUUAAAAUUCCCUUUGUUGGCCCGCUGAAGCAUCGAAAGAUAUGACAAAACGCCAUAAACAUUUAAUAUUCUACCGCAUGCUACUGGUUAUCGGUAUUCCUACGGUUUAUUUUACAUGUAUUAGUCUCAGUGGAUUUUUCAAGGUCAAAAGUACGGAAUUAGACCCUGAAAUAUUUGGAAGAAAUGAAAUCCGAUUACGUAAAUUAAUGCAAGUUGAAGAGCCAGAGGUAAACAGAAGUAAUCAAUGUAUUGCGCCAGCGAUCGAUGAAUUUCCAUCGGACGGUUUUACUGCCGAACAAAGACGCUCUGGAUUCAUAGUAAUUCAUAUUGUUCUUGCGAUUUAUUUAUUUUUGUUACUUGCAGUAGUUUGUGAUGACUUUUUUGUUCCUUCGAUUACGAAAAUAUGCGAGAAAUUAAACGUAUCAGAAGACGUUGCUGGCGCAACAUUUAUGGCAGCAGCAUCAUCCAGCCCCGAAUUAUUUAUAAAUGUCGUGGGAACAUUUGUAACCCAAGGUGACAUAGGAAUUGGUACAAUUGUUGGCUCUGCGGUGUUUAAUAUUCUCGCGGUUCCAGCAUGCUGUGGCCUUUUUGCCAGCCAGGCGCUGGAGCUCGAUUGGUGGCCAGUAAGUCGAGAUUCUCUAGCUUAUGCAAUCACCGUUGGUUUGCUUAUUUUAGUGUUUCGUGACGGGCGAGUCGAAUGGUAUGAAGGGUUGAUCCUCGUUAUCACUUAUGUGUUGUAUAUUUUGACAAUGUACUUCAACAAACGUAUUAGCAAGUGUAUGGGCUCAAUGGUGUCCAAAAGAAAAGAGUAUAAAAAUUUGGACAACAGUCCUUUGUUACCAAAACAUUUUGAGAACGGAAAAGUUAACAGUUUUGAGCCAAUCGAAGAUGAGGAUCUUGAAAUCGUCAACAUGACCAAUUGGCCGGACUCGUUUUGGGAAAAGCUGUGGUGGAUAUUAACGUGGCCGAUAAACUUUGUAUUGCUGAUAACGAUUCCAGAUUGUCGAAGGAAAUCACUUAAAUCUUGGUAUCCUGUGACAUUUUUAAUGUGCAUCGUGUGGAUUGCUUCUAUGUCAUUCGUCGUUGGCUGGGAUAUUACAAUUAUAGGCGAUACUCUGGAGAUUCCCGACUCAGUAAUGGGUUUAACCUUUCUCGCCGCUGGGAUGAGUGUUCCCGAAGCAGUUUCCAGCGUCAUCGUAACAAAUCAAGGACACGGUACCAUGGGAAUCAGUAAUUCGAUUGGCUCGAAUGUCUUUGAUAUACUUCUAUGCCUGGGAUUGCCUUGGUUUAUAAAAGCGGCAUUUGUACCAAAGAAUCCGGGACUGCAUUACGUUCAAAUAAACUCCGAAGGACUUGUUUACAGUUCAAUAUCACUCUUUUCAACGUUAAUCUUACUUUAUGUAGCAUUUGCAUGCAACAAAUUCAGGCUUGACCGUAAAGUUGGUUUUACUUGUCUGUUCAUGUACGCAUGCUUCCUUGUGAUAGCUUCUCUCACUGAACUCAAUGUCUUUUUCCAAGUAAAUCUUCCUACAUGUGUUCACUGACAAAUCUAAGCGGCUUAGUGCCGCUUUUUAGACUAUAGGCUAAUUGUUAAUUCUAGUAUUUAAUCAAGUUAAUUAGUAAAACCAUGAUUAGUGAGUACAACAGACAUAAUUCAACAAUUUUUUGGCCUUUAAAAUUUUUAUAGGAUACAA